AUGUCAGUCGUAGUGCCAGGCCAAUAUAUCACUCCCGUAUACAAACUAGACGAGUCUAGUCAACGUCCGUUGAAGUUUUCUCCUGGUAGAGGAACCACCAUUUCUGAUAUAACCACCGAUACCAACACCACGAAGUCCAUCCCCGUUAUAACAUCAACCAUACUCGGAACCGUCCACAUUAAACAAAUAGACACCGAUGAUAAGGAGUUUACCACCAGCAUUGUCACUGUUGUUCCCAAAGGACAGACAUUCAUUGAGGAGUCCGCCGAUACGGAAACUUCGAUUAAUUUACCAAAGGAGAACGAUGUGGUGUUGAUUAGAAUUACCAGGAUCUCGCCUAAACAAGUAUUUGGUGAGAUCAUCUCGGUGGAAAGAGCCAAUGGAAGCGGCGGGAAUAUCUUGGCAGAUUCAGGAGUAGGUGCCAAUGGAAGCACAGCUCAUGCCCUGAUGCCACCUGGUUCAGCAACCACCAUCACCCAACAUGCAUUCAACCAAUCGACAAUUGCCCUGUCUUCAACCACCGCCAUUCAAGUGCCUGAUAUUGGAGAGAAUUUCCGUGGGGUGAUUCGAUCUCAAGAUAUACGAUCUACUGAAAGAGAUAAAGUCAAGGUAAUUGAAAGCUACAGACCUGGAGAUAUUGUUCGAGCUGUGAUUAUCUCUCUUGGUGAUGGGUCGAACUAUUACUUGAGCACUGCUAGAAACGAUUUAGGUGUUGUGUUUGCCAAGAGUGAAAAUGGUGCUGGAGAGUUGAUGUAUCCUAUAGACUGGGAACACAUGAUCGAUAUCAAAACAGGAGAGAUCGAAAUGAGAAAGAAUGCCAAUCCGUUUGUAUAA
Messenger RNA from Spathaspora passalidarum NRRL Y-27907, 834 nucleotides. RefSeq names its product exosome non-catalytic core subunit. NCBI's taxonomy places the organism in Eukaryota, Fungi, Ascomycota, Pichiomycetes, Serinales, Debaryomycetaceae. Gene Ontology annotation, molecular function: RNA binding. The transcript has a single exon. Gene Ontology annotation, biological process: RNA processing. The coding region runs from base 1 to 834 and encodes 277 amino acids. The record is from RefSeq and is a predicted model, not a curated record. Gene Ontology annotation, cellular component: nuclear exosome (RNase complex); cytoplasm.